This is a messenger RNA of Cervus elaphus (red deer), 1459 nucleotides long. Its product is annotated as keratin-associated protein 9-9-like. The record is from RefSeq and is a predicted model, not a curated record. NCBI's taxonomy places the organism in Eukaryota, Metazoa, Chordata, Mammalia, Artiodactyla, Cervidae. Gene Ontology annotation, cellular component: keratin filament. The coding region runs from base 67 to 972 and encodes 301 amino acids. The transcript is spliced from 3 exons.
AGAAGCAGUCCUCAGAAUCUGAGAAACUCACUUCUAAACAGAAGUCCACACUCCACCACUGACAAAAUGACUCACUCCUGCUGCUCCCCGUGCUGUCAGCCCACCUGCUGUGAGCCCAGCUGCUGUCGGCCUUGCUGCCCCCCAGCUUGCUAUCAGACUAGUGAAAACACCUGCUGUAGGACCACCUGCUGCAAACCCACCUGUGUGACCACCUGCUGUCAGCCCACCUGCGGUGGGUCCAGCUGCUGCCAGCCUUGCUGCCUCCCUGCCUGCUGUCAGACCACCUGCUGCAGGACCACUUGCCUCAAGCCUGUUUGUGUGACCACCUGCUGCCAGCCCACCUGCUGUGAGUCCACCUGCUGUCGUCCUUGCUGCCCACCAACUUGCUGUCAGACUAGUGAAAACACCUGCUGUAGGACCACCUGCUGCAAACCUACUUGUGUGACCACCUGCUGCCAGCCCACCUGCUCGAGACCCAGCUGCUGCCGGCCUUGCUGCCCCCCAGCUUGCUAUCAGACUAGUGAAAACACCUGCUGUAGGACCACCUGCUGCAAACCCACCUGUGUGACCACCUGCUGUCAGCCCACCUGCGCUGGGUCCAGCUGCUGCCAGCCUUGCUGUCGCCCUGCCUGCUGUCAGACCACCUGCUGCAGGACCACCUGCCUCAAGCCUCUUUGUGUGACCACCUGCUGUCAGCCCACCUGCUGUGGAUCCAGCAGCUGUGGACAAACCUGCAGUGGGUCCAGGUGCUGUCAGCCUUGCUGCCAGCCAGCUUCCUGUGCACCCGUGUACUGCCACAGAACCUGCUACCACCCCACAUGCUGCUGCCUGCCUGGGUGCCAAGACCAGAGCUGUGGAUCCAGCUGCUGCCAGCCUUGCAGCCGCCCUGUCUGCUGUCAGACCACCUGCUGCAGGACCACCUGCUGCCGCCCUAGCUGUGUGUCCAGCUGCUGCCAGCCUUCCUGUUGCUGAUCACCUCACCAAAGUUUCCCCAUCCCCACACAACAUCAUUUGUUAACUAGCUUGCUAUUGUGUGGACAAAAUCACUUACUAGACUUUGCCGACAACUAGCAUGUUCUCCCAGAAUUUCUAUUACUCUUCUCCUGUUUAAAAGCUUGUGAGUCAGCUGAAUGGAGUGAAAAAGGCUUCCCCUAUCUCUUCUUUCCCUGUGUGGGGAUAAUAUAUCAAUUUCAUGCAUCCUUCAUAUGGAGUUUGUCUGGGUAUUAACUCUGAUGUCAAGAUCUACUUCUUAGUCAUUCUAAAUAAUUUUUGAAAACAAAUCCUCAUAACACUUUCAUAGGUUUCUGCAAUUGACCAUAAUCUUCAUAAACAUAUUUUCUUUAUCGGUGUACUCAGGGAUCCUGUAACUUGCUUUCUUCCUUAAGACCACUUUGUGUUCUCUUCCUAGAUGCAGGAGUCUUACAUACCUGUAUCUUAAUAAAUUCGAUUCCACAAUUCA